This is a messenger RNA of Otolemur garnettii (small-eared galago), 745 nucleotides long. RefSeq names its product mitotic arrest deficient 2 like 1 (gene MAD2L1). Gene Ontology annotation, cellular component: nucleoplasm; cytoplasm; kinetochore. Gene Ontology annotation, biological process: mitotic spindle assembly checkpoint signaling. NCBI's taxonomy places the organism in Eukaryota, Metazoa, Chordata, Mammalia, Primates, Galagidae. The record is from RefSeq and is a predicted model, not a curated record. Bases 107 to 724 code for a protein of 205 amino acids. The transcript has 5 exons.
GUGCUGCGUCGUUACUUUUGAAACGAUUGGCGGGGAACGGCUGCGGGGACCGCUGCGGUUGCUGUUUGCCGGCUGGAAGCGCGUGCCUUCGUCCGGGGACCUGGCUAUGGCGCUGCAGCUGUCCCGGGAGCAGGGCAUCACCCUGCGCGGGAGCGCCGAGAUCGUUGCCGAGUUCUUCUCGUUUGGCAUCAACAGCAUUUUAUAUCAGCGUGGCAUAUAUCCAUCUGAAACUUUUACUCGUGUGCAGAAAUACGGACUCACUUUGCUUGUAACUACUGAUCUUGAGCUCAAAAAAUACCUAAAUAAUGUGGUGGAACAGCUAAAAGAUUGGUUGUACAAGUGUUCGGUUCAGAAACUGGUUGUAGUUAUCUCAAAUAUUGAAAGUGGUGAGGUCCUUGAAAGAUGGCAGUUUGAUAUUGAGUGUGACAAGACUGCAAAAGACGAUAGUGCACCCAGAGAAAAGUCUCAGAAGGCUAUCCAGGAUGAAAUCCGUUCAGUGAUCAGACAGAUCACAGCUACAGUGACAUUUCUGCCACUAUUGGAAGUUUCUUGUUCAUUUGAUCUGCUGAUCUAUACAGACAAAGAUUUGGUUGUACCUGAAAAAUGGGAAGAGUCUGGACCCCAGUUCAUUACCAAUUCCGAGGAAGUCCGCCUUCGCUCAUUUACCACUACAAUCCACAAAGUAAAUAGCAUGGUGGCCUACAAAAUUCCUGUCAGUGACUGAGGAUGAGAUGAGGCAGAUCAU